GAGGGGAAGCUUCCUGGAUCUUCAGGGUUAAAAGGGAAGGUCUGGCCAGGGGUCCCCAGGCAGAGGACUCUGGCAACCCACACAGCAGGGUAGAGGCACCUCUCUGAGUCUCUUCCAGCCUUCCUAUUGGCGACUUUCAGCUCAGGGCCCGGCCAUGAGACCCCUGCACCUCCACCUUUCUGCCGCCUCUGGCUCCCGGGCCCUGGCGAAGCUGCUGCUUCCGCUAGUGAUGGCGCAACUCUGGGUCGCGGAGGCGCUGCUGCCUGGGAACGACACGGACGUCUACAGUGCGGACACCAGUGGCCCGUGCCCGCGCGGUUCGCAGCCCUGGCAGGUCUCCCUCUUCAACGGCCUCAAAUUCCACUGCGCGGGCGUCCUGGUGGACCCCAGCUGGGUGCUCACGGCCGCGCACUGCUGGAACAACAAGCCACUGUGGGCCCGAGUCGGGGAUGACCACCUGCUGCUUCUCCAGGGGGAGCAGCUCCGCCUGACUACUCAGGCCUUUAUUCACCCCAAGUACCACCAGGGCUCAGGCCCCAUCCUGCCCAGGAGAACAGAUGAGCACGACAUCAUGCUGCUGAAGCUGGGCAGCCCUGCUGUGAUGGGGCAUCGCGCCCGGACCCUGCGGCUGCCCUAUAGCUGCGCCAGCCCGAGAGACAGCUGCCACGUGGCCGGCUGGGGGACCACAAGCACUCGAAGAGUGAAGUACAACCGGAGUCUGAGCUGUUCCAAGGUCACUCUGCUGAGCCUCAGAGACUGUGAGGUCUUCUACCCCGGAGUACUCACCAACAACAUGAUCUGCGCCGGACUGGACCAGGGCCAGGACCCUUGCCAGAGUGACUCUGGUGGCCCCCUGGUGUGUGACGAGACCUUGCAAGGCAUCCUCUCCUGGGGCGUUUACCCCUGCGGCUCUGUCCAGCACCCGGCUGUCUACACCCAGAUCUGCAAAUACACCAACUGGAUCCAGAGAAUCAUCCGCUCCAACUGACCGGGACCGCUUGACCCCUGCACCUCUGCCCUCUUCCUCCCCCCACACGGGAGCCUCUCUGCUCAUGCACACCUGUUCCCACCCACCCUCGUCCCUCACCCCGGCCCUUUCCUCUUCACAGCGCACGCUGGAGCCCGUGUGUAGAAAGCAGUGGCAGAAUUUUGUUCUAGCAAGGAAGCUGGUUUAGUUACUCAGCUUGUGAGAGACACUAUCAGGGGCCCACCCACCGGGCUUCCUGGACUACUUCCUGCUCUGUGACCUGGCACACACCCAGUAUCCUCUCCGGCCUUGAUUUCUUCACCUGCAAAAUGGGGGCGAUGAAGUGCCUAUGUCUCAGACACGUUUCAAGGAGAUAAUGAUGCAGUGUGCGUGUGAAUCCUUCUGAUCGUUGUCAUGUAAGCCUGAACUCGGUGAUCGGGGAGCACUGACUGAACUCCUCCUGAUCCCUUCCUGGUUCAGGCGUGGUGAUGCUUCUAUCCGGGAGGAAGAGCACACGAGAGACCUCCAACACCGUCUCCAGGAAGAUUCACAUUCCCCAUGCCCCUCCCAAGCCUCAGGAGACACCUUUUAUCAAUUUCCUCUUUUCCUCCCACUGUUUGUGGUGAAGGAAGCUAGGUUGGUUUGAGUCACCUGGCACCUUCUCUAUGUGCGUGGGAUCACAGGAGCUCAAGGAAACCCACCCUGCCUCCAAAACCAGAGGUGGGGGGCCUCAGUCACAGUGUCUGUGCCCGGAAGCCUCCCUCUGAAGUUUGUGGGGACUCUGGUUGGCUUGGUAUUAAUUGGCUUUGAGAUUUUUGUCCUGAGAGCUCACAAGAGAAUGUCCUCCCCUCCCUGAAUAUCUGCGUAAAUAUUUCCAUCCUGGGCUGGGAAUGGAGCAGGGUGAGGGGUAUUAGACACAGAAUCCAGGCAAAGCCGAUGGGUAUUGAGCGUUUCCACUUAGCCUGGACUCUUCAGCCAGAACCCAAGCUGGACAUAGGCACCGCCAAAGCUCGCAAGGAGUACAGUCUGUUUGUUCCCCUUUUCAGUCACCCACUUCUCAAGCACUUGCUCUAUGCCAGGCCCAGGGCUGCAUGGUAGGGACACGGUAGCAAGCACAGCAAGGUCCCUGCUCCCAGAGCCCACAGCUGGGCAUGCAAGGCCUGCGUGCAGGGUUUGGCAUCCGGCUCCCUUCCUGUCGGCUGGCCGGUCCCCAUCACGCCCCGGGAGCACACCCAGGAAAUGUCAGUCUGAUCUCUCAGGUGAGGUCGUCACCCUAGGACCAGAAGCAGUGUAGGUGGGAACUCCCUGGGAGCUCACGUUUAAAUUCCGUUCACCACCACGUGUUGAGUCAUGUCCUCCUCCAGGCACUGGAGAUGGGUCCACCGAACUCCUACCCUCAGGAAGCGGCUUGUCAGGUGUGGGAGAAAACGGGCAAACCUUACAUUCUUGUCAUCCAGCUCCUUCCUCAAACAUAGCCUCCUCCAGGAGGCCCGCCUGGAUUACCCUGGCUAAAGACUCACCAGUCUCACGCGCUCUGCUUAUUUCUGCCGUGUAACCAUUAAAGCCGAAAUCUUUCAGUUA
Molecule: messenger RNA, 2548 nt
Organism: Chinchilla lanigera (long-tailed chinchilla)
Lineage: Eukaryota; Metazoa; Chordata; Mammalia; Rodentia; Chinchillidae
Gene: Klk10
Product: kallikrein-related peptidase 10
Exons: 6
Coding region: 155-988 (277 amino acids)
Biological process (GO): proteolysis
Molecular function (GO): serine-type endopeptidase activity
Source: RefSeq, a predicted model, not a curated record